CCCUCGUCACUUAAUCCACAUUUUCCUUGAAACCAAGUCAACUUCCUGCCUUUCACGCCGUUUCAUUCGCAACAAACGACCAAACACAUACAAAAGUCCCACAUAAACAUCAACUACGUACAACACCACCUAUCUCUCUCUCUCUCUCUCCUGUGUUUUCUGCCUAUAUGCAAAUGUUUGAUGAUAGGGUUAUAGGCAUGCUGCUGCUGCUGUUAUUAUUAUUUAAUUUGAAAAGCUAAGGAAAACAAGUAACGGCAUAUUCCUCCUCUAUCUUUUUCCCUGCGCUCUCACUCACUUUUUAGUUAUUUAGGGAGAGAAAAUCCUGGGCACAUACAAAACAAAUUCAAUUCAUUGUUUGCAAGACUUCAACUUCAUCCCAUAAAAACCCACCCAUUCUCUUUUCUAAGCUGCAUUUUCCAGUUAUGGGAAAACCCAUGUAGUAUUAUUAUUCAUAGAUUGUUACUCUUCCUCUCUCUCAGCCUGCCUACCUACCUACAGUAAUCAAUUUUUCUUCAAAUCCUCUGGACAAAGAGCAACUUUUUGGUGUAAACUUUCUGUGUUUCUUGAGUGUUUUUGUGGGUCUUGAGCCAAGUGUAAGAUGGUGGUGAAGAUAAUGAGGUGGAGGCCAUGGCCGCCCCUAAUUUCAAGAAAGUACCAGGUGAAGCUGAGUGUGCAUAGGCUUGAGGGUUGUGGUGAUUGGGUGCAUGAGGGUGCAGACGAUAAUGGUGAUCUUGCGGUGGAGAUCAGGUGGAAGGGUCCCAAGAUUUCGCUGGGCACAUUCAGGAGGACUGUGAAAAGGAACUGUACUAGGGCGGAGGUUGUCAAGAGUGUUGAUGGGCCCAACGGCGCCGUCUUGGUGGAGUGGGAUGAAGAGUUUCAGAGCGUUUGCAGCCUUUCUGGGUACAAGGACAAUGUGUUUCAUCCUUGGGAGAUCAACUUCACUGUUUUGCAUGGGAUGAAUCAAGGGGCAAAAAACAAGAUAUCUAUUGUUGGUUCGGCAGCCUUGAACCUUGCUGAAUAUGCUUCCAAGACCGAGGAGCAAGUCACUGAAGUCAAGAUUCCACUAACAGUUUCCAGCAUGGCAGUUGAGCGUCAUCCUGUUCUUUGUAUAUCUCUUAGCUUGCUGGAACUUAGAGCUGCACAAGAACCAACACAGGCUGUCCAAAGUCCAGCAAUGGCUCUUCGAUCUCCUUCAGCAUCUGGUGAGAGUUGUUCUACAGAGAAAGAUGAGGUUUCUGCUCUUAAAGCUGGUCUCAGGAAGGUAAAAAUAUUUACGGAGUAUGUCUCAACUCGAAGAGCCAAAAAAGCCUGCCGUGAGGAGGGUAGCGAGGGCAGGUGCUCUGCCAAGAGUGAGGACGGUGAAUAUGCUUACCCCUAUGAUUCGGACUCACUUGAGGAAUUUGAGGAAGGAGAAUCUGAUGAAGGCAAGGAGGAUUCUGCUGUUAGGAAGUCUUUUAGCUAUGGGACAUUGGCGUUCGCCAAUUAUGCAGGUGUAUCGUAUUAUUCGAGUGCCAAAAUCAAUAAUGACGAUGAGGAUUGGAUUUACUAUAGCAACCGCCGUAGAUCAGAUGUUGGCUGUUGUCAUGUGGAGGAUCUGGGUUCUACUAUUCCUGAGCAAUCAUCAAUCCAGAAUUCUAAACGUAGUAUUUUACCUUGGAGGAAGAGGAAGCUCGGUUUCAGAUCUCCAAAAGCUAAAGGCGAGCCAUUACUUAAAAAGGCUUAUGGAGAAGAAGGAGGAGAUGAUAUAGACUUUGACCGCAGGCAACUAAGUUCUGAUGAAUCUGUGUCUUUUGGGUGGCAUAAAACUGAUGUAGACUCGAACCCAAGUCAUCCAUCGGUUUCUGAGUUUGGUGAUGAUAGCUUUGCUGUUGGCACCUGGGAGCAAAAAGAGAUAACAAGCCGAGAUGGACAUAUGAAGAUUCAAACACAGGUCUUUUUUGCUUCCAUUGAUCAGCGAAGCGAGCGGGCUGCAGGAGAAAGUGCUUGUACAGCCCUUGUUGCUGUUAUUGCUGAUUGGCUGCAGAACAACGAUAACCUCAUGCCCAUCAAGUCACAGUUUGAUAGUUUGAUCAGAGAUGGCUCCUUGGAAUGGAGAAACCUCUGUGAGAAUGAAACUUACCGCGAACGAUUUCCUGACAAGCACUUUGAUCUGGAGACUGUCCUCCAAGCCAAAAUUCGUGAUCUUUGUGUAGUUCCUGAGAAAUCAUUUAUUGGGUUUUUCCUUCCAGAUGGGAUGGAAGAGGGGAAUUUUGAAUUUUUGCAAGGUGCUAUGUCCUUCGACAACAUUUGGGAUGAGAUUACGUGUUCGGAGAUCUCUAGCAACGGCUCAGCCCCCAUUUUCAUUGUCAGUUGGAACGAUCACUUUUUUAUCCUCAAGGUUGAAACAGAUGCUUACUACAUUAUAGACACAUUAGGGGAGCGACUGCAUGAGGGAUGCAAUCAGGCUUACAUACUGAAAUUCGACAAAAACACAACAAUCUGUAAACUGCCAUGUGAUGGUCAAUCAUCUGAAGAAAAACCUGUUGCUCAACAGGUUGCUGCUGCAGCAGCAGUUGAAUCCCAGAACUCGAGUCCCCAGCCAAGUAACUCAUCUCACAACUCAAAAGAAGGUACUUUGCUGAGAGGAUCUGAGGAACCAAUGAAGAACGAACAGGAAGAAGAGGUUGUUUGUCAAGGUAAAGAGUCAUGCAAAGAGUACAUAAAGAGUUUCUUGGCAGCAAUUCCAAUUAGAGAACUGCAGGCAGAUAUCAAGAAAGGUUUAACCAUGUCAACCCCUCUUCAUCACCGACUACAGAUAGAGUUUCACUUCACCCAAAUGCAACAACCAGCAUCCUCAUCUCCUGCAACAGAAUUAGCAACAUGCACACCAGAAGUACUUGACAUUACAUUGCCUGAGGUUGUCUGCCUGAAGACCACAUAGAAACUGGUAACUGUAUAUGUGAGUAGUGUGAUUACUGCUAACUUUACUUUAGACGUGUAGUUUUCAGGUGAAUGGGGCCGCAAAAGAGCAUCCAGUUCAUCUUCUUUUUCGUUGGAGAGUUUGUGUUCUUCCUUUUAUGCGUCUAGGAUCAGAAACGUAACCAUCUUUACUCUAGGUGUCCUUUGGUGCACAUUUUGAUUUUCUUUAGACUUUUGAAAGGAUAGUUUGUGAAUCACUAUGUAUGACAGACCUCUAUACCAGAUCUUUGUGCUACUUAACUUUCUCUAAUGUGGUGCAAUACAUAGUAGCAAAAUAUGCUGCUGCUAUUUUGAUAGUUCACCUUCAAUUUUGUAAUUAUUGAAUUUCAGAUUUGAAAGGCAUGAUGGCCUAUGAUGUAUGUUGUUUAGGUUCCAUUCAUGCACUCACCCUUUGUGGUUCCAUUAGCUGGAAAGAUAGGUGCCCCCAUCUCACUACUUUU
This is a messenger RNA of Sesamum indicum (sesame), 3398 nucleotides long. RefSeq lists its product as uncharacterized. Lineage: Eukaryota; Viridiplantae; Streptophyta; Magnoliopsida; Lamiales; Pedaliaceae. The record is from RefSeq and is a predicted model, not a curated record.